Alligator mississippiensis (American alligator) is the source of this 4307-nucleotide messenger RNA. RefSeq names its product TAO kinase 3 (gene TAOK3). NCBI's taxonomy places the organism in Eukaryota, Metazoa, Chordata, Crocodylia, Alligatoridae. The record is from RefSeq and is a predicted model, not a curated record. The transcript has 21 exons. Bases 321 to 3017 code for a protein of 898 amino acids. Gene Ontology annotation, biological process: protein phosphorylation; execution phase of apoptosis. Gene Ontology annotation, molecular function: protein kinase activity; ATP binding.
UCGGCCGCGCCUGGCAGCAGCCGCAGGCGCACGUCGGGCAGCGGCGGGUCCGAGGCAGGAAGCGGGGGGCGGUGAGCGCGGACCGGACCGGACCGGCCCGACCCGCCCGCCCGCUGCGGCCUCUCGGGCCCGGGCCAGGAAAACAAAGUGCACCAAACAGAGAACACACACAAGAUGCUGCUAAAAUUGGUCUAAGCCACAGAGUAUGGUUUGUGCCACAGUUAAACAGGUGCUGAAUGUUAUCUGCAAACUACUUUGUCGAUGAAGGCAGAAACUGAUUGGGAAUUUAAAGCGCGAACUAGGUCAUAAUAGUAUUCAACAUGCGCAAAGGGGUGCCAAAGGACCCAGAGAUAGCUGACCUGUUCCACAAAGAUGAUCCAGAAGAAAUAUUUGUGGGUUUACAUGAAAUCGGCCAUGGAAGUUUUGGAGCAGUCUACUUUGCCACAAAUUCCCACACUAAUGAGGUGGUGGCAGUCAAGAAAAUGUCCUACAGUGGGAAGCAAACAAAUGAGAAAUGGCAGGAUAUCAUCAAGGAAGUCAAGUUUCUACGACAGCUGAAGCACCCUAACACCAUCGAGUACAAGGGCUGUUACUUGAAAGAGCACACUGCCUGGUUGGUUAUGGAAUAUUGUUUAGGAUCAGCUUCUGAUUUGCUAGAAGUUCACAAGAAACCACUUCAGGAAGUGGAGAUUGCUGCCAUUACCCACGGUGCCUUGCAGGGGCUGGCCUACCUGCAUUCUCACUGUAAGAUUCAUAGGGAUAUUAAAGCUGGAAAUAUUCUCCUAACAGAACCAGGUCAGGUGAAACUAGCUGAUUUUGGGUCUGCGUCUAUAGCCUCUCCUGCCAAUUCCUUUGUGGGGACACCUUAUUGGAUGGCCCCAGAGGUGAUCUUGGCUAUGGACGAAGGACAAUACGAUGGGAAGGUAGAUGUUUGGUCUCUUGGGAUCACAUGUAUUGAGUUGGCGGAACGGAAACCUCCCCUUUUCAACAUGAAUGCAAUGAGUGCCUUAUAUCAUAUAGCCCAGAAUGACUCCCCUAUGUUACAGUCAAAUGAAUGGUCAGACUCCUUUAGGGGAUUUGUUGAUUACUGCUUGCAGAAAAUACCUCAGGAGAGGCCAUCAUCAGCAGAUCUGUUACGGCAUGACUUUGUACGUCGAGACCGGCCAUCCCGAGUUCUAAUUGACCUAAUACAAAGGACAAAGGAUGCAGUACGUGAACUGGACAACCUCCAGUACCGGAAAAUGAAGAAAAUCCUUUUCCAGGAAGCACGGAACGGCCCGCUGACAGAGUCCCAAGAGGAGGAGGAGGACAGUGAGCAUGGAUCAAACCUGAGUAGGAAGAUGGACAGUCUGGGCAGCAACCAUUCCAUCCCAAGUAUGUCUGUCAGCACAGGCAGUCAGAGCAGCAGUGUGAGCAGCAUGCAGGAAGUCCUGGAUGAGAGCAGCCCUGAACUGGUCAUGAUGCAUAACGACGAGAGCACAAUUAAUUCCACUUCCUCUGUUGUGCACAAGAAGGAUCAUGUAUUUAUAAGGGAUGAGGUGGGCCACAGGGAUCGCAGGCCUGAGCUGCGGCCUACCCAGUCAGUCCAGAAUCAGGCCCUCCACUACCGGAACCGAGAGCGCUUUGCCACAAUCAAAUCAGCAUCUUUGGUUACAAGACAGAUCCAUGAGCAUGAGCAGGAGAACGAGUUGCGGGAACAGAUGUCAGGAUAUAAGCGGAUGCGGCGCCAGCACCAGAAGCAGCUGAUCGCCCUGGAAAACAAGUUGAAGGCCGAGAUGGACGAGCACCGCCUCAAGCUGCAGAAGGAGGUGGAGACACAUGCCAACAACUCGUCCAUCGAGCUGGAGAAGCUGGCCAAGAAGCAAGUGGCUGUGAUGGAGAAGGAGGCAAAGGCAGCUGCAGCAGAUGAGAAGAAAUUCCAGCAACAGAUUUUGGCUCAGCAGAAGAAAGACCUGGCAAACUUUUUAGAAAGUCAGAAGAAGCAGUACAAGCUUUGCAAGGAAAAGAUUAAAGAGGAGAUGAAUGAGGACCACAGCACACCGAAGAAAGAGAAGCAGGAGAGGAUAUCCAAACACAAAGAGAACCUGCAGCACACACAGGCUGAAGAGGAGGCACAUCUUCUCAGCCAGCAGAGACUAUACUACGACAAAAACUGCCGAUUCUUCAAGCGGAAAACAAUGAUUAAGAGGCAUGAGAUGGAGCAGCAGAACAUUCGGGAGGAGCUGAACAAGAAGAGGACCCAGAAGGAGAUGGAGCACGCCAUGCUGAUCCGGCACGAUGAGUCGACGCGGGAGCUGGAGUACAGGCAGCUGCACACGCUGCAGAAGCUACGGAUGGACCUGAUCCGUCUGCAGCAUCAGACUGAGCUUGAAAACCAGCUGGAAUACAACAAGCGGCGAGAGCGGGAGCUGCACAGGAAGCACUUCAUGGAACUCCGGCAGCAGCCAAAAAACCUGAAGGUUAUGGAGAUGCAGAUCAAAAAGCAGUUCCAAGACACAUGCAAAGUGCAGACAAAGCAGUACAAAGCACUUAAGAAUCACCAGCUGGAAGUUACUCCAAAGAGUGAGCACAAAAUGAUUCUGAAGAGUCUGAAAGAUGAGCAGACAAGGAAGCUUGCCAUUCUGGCAGAGCAGUAUGAGCAGAGCAUCAAUGAGAUGAUGGCCUCCCAAGCGCUACGGCUAGAUGAGGCUCAAGAAGCAGAAUGCCAAGCCCUGAGACUGCAGCUCCAGCAGGAGAUGGAGUUGCUUAAUGCAUACCAGAGCAAAAUCAAGAUGCAGACAGAAGCACAGCAUGAACGAGAGCUCCAGAAGCUGGAGCAGAGGGUAUCUCUGCGGAGGGCACAUCUUGAACAAAAGAUUGAAGAGGAGCUAGCCGCCCUCCAGAAGGAACGCAGCGAGAGGAUAAAGUUUCUGUUGGAAAAGCAAGAGCGAGAGAUUGAAACGUUUGACAUGGAGAGCCUGCGAAUGGGCUUUGGGAAUUUGGUCACAUUAGAGUAUCCCAAGGAGGACUAUAGAUGAGAUUAAAUUUCUUGCCAUUUUCAAAAAAACAAAAAAAGAAAAAAGCUAACAAAAUAAUUACAGAAACCUGCAAAACCAACAUUCCCCAUGUUAACGGGCGUGCUCUCUCUCUUUCUGUCUCUCUUACUGACAUCGUGUCGGACUAGUGCCUGUAUAUUCUUACUCCAUCAGGGGCCCCCUUCCCCCCCACCCGUGUCAAGUUCCAGUGCUGGACAGCUCCUUGGCGGUCUUUUUCAUAGUAUGUCACAGUAUUGAUGUCUCUGUGCAAUGAUUAAAAAUGUUUCAGUGAAAACUUUGGAGACAAUUUUAAUGAAACAAAAAAAAGUGGAUGUUUGUUGCUUAUGAGCAAUCACUCAUUUUACCACCAAUCAAUGAAAGUAUAAGCAAAAAAUAAUUUAAAAAAUUAUAUAUAAAACCCAGGGGGAGAGAGACUAAAUCCGCAGCCUUACCUUAACUAGCUGCUGCAUAAUUUUAUUUUAUUUUUAUUUUUUUGGUAUUUAUUCAUCAGGAAUAAUUAAAUAAUAAAAUAAAAAAUUUUAUUAAAGAUUGAGAAAUUUGAUACAUUUUACAGAAAAAACGUAAUCGUGAUGUACAUAUCAGUGGUGACAUAUAUUAUUACUUUUGUGAGGGUGGGGGAGGGAGCAGGGCAAAGAUCUUGUGAUUUUUAAAAAAAUAGAAAAAAAGAACCAUGCCAGGUGAGGUGGAGAUGAGACCUCAGCUUCGGCAUAGUCUUGAUUGUAUCAUAAUCAUUUUCUGCUGUCGCAGAGAAUGUGAAUACAUUUAAACGAGCCCACAGGAUCCCAGUAGCACAAAUUGGGCUUUGUCAAAUCAUGUAUUUUGUGUAUAGAAGGAAUUUAAGGAGAGCUUUUACUUAUUUUCAUAUUGUAUUUUAACUGUUUCUCUGAUCAAAAUUUUUUUACUUCUUCCCUCUUUCCCCCACCUGUCCCAGCCACCCUGCUCCUGCUUUCCAAUUCAGUAUUUGGAGUACCACACUCUCAGAUCAUCCCAAUCUUUCUUUUCUUUCUUUUUUUUUCUUUUUUUUUUCCUUUUUUUUUUUUUGUGUUCCUCCCCCCGAGCCCACCCAACCCCAUAAUCUUGGUCAUAAAUAUUGCAUUAUUCACACUUUCAAACUGUGUAUUUUCUUACAAUAAAAAAUGAUAAAAAAAAGGCUUUACUUCUUUUGCAUGCACUUUAAAAAAAACAACAAAAACAUUUUUCAGGUUCAAAGGAAGAGCAUGGAUAACUGUCAGAGCUUUUAAUUAUAUUUGUAAAUAAAAGUGUUCAUCACAA